AGUGCAUCGAACUAUAAAUAUAAAGCCCGCCAGUCUGUGGGCCAGAGCACAGUUUUGUAGUACACCCUCGGAUACACCCAUCUACAGACCACUCGUUCGAAGCGUUACAACCGACGCUACUUCAACCAUGAAACUGUUCAUCGUUGUGGCCCUUGCGCUGGUGGGUGCCGUUGUGGCACAGGAUAGGUACACCUCCAAGUACGACGGCAUCGAUGUGGAUGAAAUCCUGAAAUCAGAUCGCCUGUUCAACAACUACUACAAGUGCCUGCUGGACCAGGGUCGUUGCACCCCGGACGGUAACGAGCUGAAGCGUAUCCUGCCGGAAGCCCUACAGACCAAUUGUGCCAAGUGCAGCGAGAAGCAGAGGUCAGGCGCGAUCCGGGUGUUGAACUACAUCAUCGAAAACCGCGCCGACCAGUGGAAAACACUCCAGCAAAAGUUUGACCCGGAGAACAAGUACAUCGAGAAAUAUCGGGAGGAUGCUAAGAAGGAAGGCAUCAACUUGCCGUCCAAGUAAAGCUACCGGCCCU
Molecule: messenger RNA, 530 nt
Organism: Anopheles cruzii
Lineage: Eukaryota; Metazoa; Arthropoda; Insecta; Diptera; Culicidae
Product: ejaculatory bulb-specific protein 3-like
Exons: 2
Coding region: 128-517 (129 amino acids)
Source: RefSeq, a predicted model, not a curated record